AUGGCAGGCUCAGGUUCUUUCGGCGGUAGCAAUGCGUCUUCGUCGAGGAGGAGGAUGAGACUAUCGCGCCGGCCGAUCCCCAAGCGAGGGCAAGUGAAGGUGGCGAUAGUGACGGGCCUCGCUCACUCCAUCGCUUCCAUUUUCUCCUUCCGCCGCCGGGCAGGAGCCGGAGUCGGAGUCUUCGUCGAUUCUCCGUUGUAA
Linum trigynum is the source of this 201-nucleotide messenger RNA. The record is from the annotation of a GenBank genome assembly. Lineage: Eukaryota; Viridiplantae; Streptophyta; Magnoliopsida; Malpighiales; Linaceae.